This is a messenger RNA of Rotaria sp. Silwood2, 840 nucleotides long. The record is from the annotation of a GenBank genome assembly. NCBI's taxonomy places the organism in Eukaryota, Metazoa, Rotifera, Eurotatoria, Philodinida, Philodinidae.
AUGACUCGUACUCGCCUGAAUGGUUUUAGAUCCGAUGAACUUAAAUUGUAUUGGAAUGCUGAACAACUGGAAAUUCUCUGUCCAAAAGUUGGAUCACAAGAAGACGAAUCUUCACAACCACCACAUGAUCCAUCAGAUGCUGAUGCUGUCGAAGGUCUUCGUCAGCAUCCUGUUUGGCAGCGAAAUCACUCUGGCAAGAUUACUUAUGUCACCAAGGGCAUUGAAAAAACUGUUUUUGACGUACCCAAAGAUGCCCAAAUUAUUCUAUUGAGUUUCGCAGAUGAACAAUCACCUGGAGGUGGCUAUUUGAUACGAGCAUGGACUCAAGAAGAAAUCAUUCUAUACAAUUCAGAUGCUUACCGAUCUUUGCUCGAUCUGAAAUAUGGACGGAUGUGUGGUGGUUAUGCAAUACCAGAAUUCGGUCUAGCUUAUGUGCGCAACAUUUGUUUCUUCAAGCAAGAUACACAAGAGCGACGCCUAGCCGAUAUGAUGGUAGCUACGUGUUACUGCCUUGGUGCAGCCGAACUUUAUGACAAUCCGAAGAAUAAAACAGAAUGGAAAGAAAAGACUUUGACCAAGUUUCGCGCAUUCAUCGCGGCGGCCGUAGCCAAUACAAAGGGUGACGGUUCGAAUACUUAUCUCUUGCUUGGACCAAUAGGCACAGGUGCAUUUGGAAACGAUGUUCAUGAUAUUGCCAAUCUAUUUCGAGAAGUACUUCAAUCGAAGAUGAUGGGUUCCAAAGGACCGAUUCGGCACGCUUUCGGCAAUAUUUGGUUUGUCUCUACUGAUGCUGGGAAAAAUGACAUCUUCAAGGAAACUUUAUCAAAUGACGAAAUAUAA